Messenger RNA from Brassica napus (rape), 1703 nucleotides. RefSeq names its product actin-depolymerizing factor 5-like. Gene Ontology annotation, biological process: actin filament depolymerization; actin filament bundle assembly. The coding region runs from base 1020 to 1451 and encodes 143 amino acids. The transcript has 3 exons. The record is from RefSeq and is a predicted model, not a curated record. Lineage: Eukaryota; Viridiplantae; Streptophyta; Magnoliopsida; Brassicales; Brassicaceae. Gene Ontology annotation, molecular function: actin filament binding. Gene Ontology annotation, cellular component: actin cytoskeleton; cytoplasm.
AAAAAAUUGCUAUACAUGUUUCCAAAUAAAUCUAAUUUGUACUUGAGUUUUAAUAAGAUAGAUAUAGCUCUUUAUCCAAAAAAAAAGAAAAAUAAAUGAAUAAUAUAUGAUAUAUUGUUUCACAUGCAUAACAAAAGUGAAAUUUUUGACUAUUUCUGUUUCGUUUUCCAUAAUUUUCUUUCGGCAUAUAUCCGAACCAGCCAUUUGAAAUACCACGUUUAAAAAUAAUUCUCCUAAAUUCUUACUUGCCAUCUUUUGUUUUUGGUCAACCCAGAAGCGUGCUUAAUGUGUUACCAAAAAGGUUUUUGCCUUGGGCCUCCAAAAUAUAUAGACAUUUUAUGGCUCUUAUUAAAAGUUUGGGUUAGGUUAGUGGUUUUACUAAACACACUGUAUUAUCAUCUGAAGUUGGAAGCCCAAAAGUUGCAUUUAUUUUCUUUUAUCAGAAAAGAUUAUUUUUGUUUUAUUGUAUAGCUAAUUAUAAAUUAUAGACUUGCGAGCUUCUCUUAAGUAAUCUUUGCUAACUUAAAUCAUAGUAGUGCUGAUUGUUUUAUAGUUGUGCUAAUUUUUCUUUAAUUAUAUGAUAUAUUUUUAUCAAAAAAUUUUUUCGUUAAAAGACUGUAUUUUUAUAUUUGUCUCAAGCCUCUGUAAAUCUUCGCACGACACUGGAUCAUAUAUAUUUUUAUCAAACUUUUUUUUCAUAUAUAUUUGCACUGAGCAUGAUUAACACAGGGUUUUUAGAUGGUGUUCUAAGCAGAAUAUAAGAAACUGUCUCUUAAUUUUUAACUAAAAAUCCACGCUAAAAUUCUAUCUUUAACCAUCCUCUUAUAUGCCCAUUGCCCACGAGAAAAAUUAUUCGCUUCUAAUUAAAAAGUUGAAGGGUAAUUUUGUAAUACUAGAAAACUAAUGAUCGCAUCUGCAUAGAGGUAACUUUAUUAUAUAAAGACCUCAAAGUCAUUCCGUUUUAACGGAAAAGCUCUCCACGCCAGAGAAAAAAAAGAGACCCAGGAAUCUUAGCAACAAUGGCGAUGGCUUUCAAGAUGGCGACGACGGGGAUGCGAGUGACGGAAGAGUGCACGAGCUCAUUCUUGGAGAUGAAAUGGAAGAAAGUGCACAGAUACAUCGUGUUCAAGAUCGAUGAGAAUUCCCGUAAAGUCACCGUCGACAAAGUCGGCGGCGCCGGAGAAAACUAUCAAGAUCUCACCGCUUCCUUACCCGUGGACGACUGUCGCUAUGCCGUAUUUGAUUUCGACUUUGUCACGGUCGAUAACUGCCGCAAGAGCAAGAUCUUCUUUAUCUACUGGUCGCCGGAGGCAUCAAGAAUAAGGGCAAAGAUCUUAUACGCAACGUCGAAGGCUGGGCUAAGGAGGGUUUUGGAAGGGAUUCACUAUGAGCUUCAAGCUACCGAUCCGACUGAGAUGGGAUUCGAUAUUAUCCAAGACCGUGCCAAAUAAGUUAAUCAAAAGAGUAUAAUAUAAUAUGAUCUGACUGACCCACUUUGUCGAUAAUUAUCAUUGAUCAGGUAUCAAUUAAUGUUAAUUAUUGGUGGUUAGUGCUUACUUUCAGUCUCACCAACAGCACCCUUUAAUUAUGUAUGUACUGAUGUUGCUUUUUUAUGUUUCAUUGUUAUCUCCUUUUGUCGGUUAAGCACACAUGAAAAGGAGUGAAUCUCUUCCAAAUCUUAAUAGAAACGAUAUAUCAUAAUA